AUGAUCACUGCCGAUUUUCUGACUACUGUAAGAGUACUGUAGCUUACUGUAGAUUCACCAUUUUUCGUUGCAGAUUCUCAUUUUUGGCAUCGUUUUUUGGGAGCAUGCGAAUUGUGCGGCUCCGGCUUCGCGAGAGAUUCGCGCGGAUUUUGUGGAUUUGGUUGGGAAUCAUUGGGAACCCGAAUUGAAGUGAGUACUGUAGUUUUUGGCGCGCGAAAAUUUGGAGCAUUUUGACACCAAAUGUGCUCCAAAAUCUAGGAUUACUGUAGCUACAGUACCGUGUUUGAUAUCAAAAUGCUCCAAAUUUUUCCAGCCAAAAAAUCUAGGAUUACUGUAGCGCUACAGUACCGUGUUUGAUCUCAAAAUGCUCCAAAUUUUUCCAGCCCGAAAAUCUCGCCAUCUCUGAUGACGUCAUCGCAAAUUCCACGUGACAAAUCGCAAAUCACCGUCACAUUUUUCCCGCCCGAAUACUGUCAAACCGCCCGAAUUUGCUUCGACAAGAAUCGCACGGCAUUUUGUCGAGAGCAAGAAAUCACGUGGAAUUUGGCAACCAGCCAAAUCACCGUAUUUUUGGCGGGAAAACCGGUGGACAACAAAAAAACCACGUGGUUUUCCGACGAUUUGACAUUGUCCAAUAUCGAAAAUCCGAAAAAAACGCAUAAAUUUGAAUAUUGGGAGGCUCAACCCUAUUUCAAUAAAAGGACUUGGGAUAAGUCGAAGAAGAAAAGUGGGCAAAUGAAGAAUGACAUUAAAGGAGCAUGGAUUACGGUAUUGACGAAUAGUCGACAAUGUCAACCGUAUAUUUUUGUGGAUGGAGUUGUGCAAAAUCAAUAUUAUUUUGGGGAAAGGUGCGUUUUUUGAACUUUUUUUGGCUCCAAAUAUUUUUCUAGUAUCGAUUUUUUGAAUUUUUCGUGA
Messenger RNA from Caenorhabditis angaria, 915 nucleotides. NCBI's taxonomy places the organism in Eukaryota, Metazoa, Nematoda, Chromadorea, Rhabditida, Rhabditidae. The record is from the annotation of a GenBank genome assembly.